AUGCCCCAAUGGGCGAGCAGUGAGGGCGGAGGGACUGAAGUGGCGUCUCCGAACCAAAUGGUUAACUACGAUGAAACAGAGUGUUACGAUGACAAAGCCGAAGAUGCUGAUAAAAUUGAACAGACUGGUGAUUUCUACGACAGCGGAAGCAGCGAUGAGGUACGGCGAGUGAGUCGUCGAAGAACAGCGGCUAGUUCCUCUUCGUCUGGCGGUUCCACUGGUCCAGGCCGACGAAGGCGAUGCGGGAUCUCAGCGAGGGAAAGAAAUUUAAGAAGAUUGGAGAGCAACGAACGCGAACGUAUGCGCAUGCAUUCACUGAAUCGAGCGUUUGAGGAUCUCCGCCGUGUGAUUCCGCAUGUAAAAAAGGACAAUCGAAGUUUAUCAAAGAUAGAAACUUUAACUCUUGCCAAAAACUAUGUUAAAGCUCUCACGAAUGCUAUUUGCACGAUGAGGGGGGAAGGACCUCGUUACCAAUUUAACAACGAAGAUGAAAAUGUAGAGCCUGUAUUUGUUAUAUCCAAAGACCAGGAACAAAAUAACAAUGUGUCAAGUGAUGGAGACAUAGACGAUUCACCUAAUAUUUGUCUUUGA
Messenger RNA from Pieris macdunnoughi, 591 nucleotides. Lineage: Eukaryota; Metazoa; Arthropoda; Insecta; Lepidoptera; Pieridae. The record is from the annotation of a GenBank genome assembly.